GUGGAUAGUGGGCUCUGCGGAUAACUCAGACGCCAUUAAGCUGAGAAAUCCAAAGCCUGAAUGCUUCCUAAAAGAAGGACGCAUUUUAGGUAAGAUCUAGUGGCUAGAUCUUCAGAAUGGGCGUCGUUCUUGUGGAAAUCAGUUAAGAAAGAUCGGAUUCGCGGUUAUUUAAGCAAAUCAUCUGGGUGGAUUGUAUACAGAGUUAAAGAAACUGCGCCUUCUGGACCGGGUCUGAACAAUGGAGACUGCGCUAGCAAAAACGCCACAGAAAAGGCAAGUUAUGUUUCUUGCUAUACUGUUGCUUUUGUGGGAGGCUGGCUCUGAGGCAGUUAGGUAUUCCAUACCAGAAGAAACAGAAAGUGGCUAUUCUGUGGCCAACCUGGCAAAAGACCUUGGUCUUAGGGUGGGGGAACUGGCCACUCGGAGCGCGCGAAUCCAUUACAAAGGAGACAAAGAGCUCUUGCAGCUUGAUAUAAAGACCGGCAAUUUGCUUCUAUAUGAAAAACUAGACAGGGAGGUGAUGUGCGGGACGACAGAACCCUGUAUAUUGCAUUUCCAACUCUUACUAGAAAACCCAGUGCAGUUUUUUCAAACUGAUCUGCAGCUCACAGAUAUAAAUGACCAUUCUCCAGAGUUCCCAGAGAGGGAAAUGCUCCUAAAAAUCCCAGAAAGCACCCAGCCAGGGACUGUGUUUCCUUUAAAAAUAGCCCAGGACUUUGACAUAGGUAGCAACACUGUUCAGAACUACACAAUCAGCACAAAUUCCCACUUUCAUGUUGCUACUCAUAAUCGCGGAGAUGGCAGAAAAUACCCAGAGCUGGUGCUGGACAAAGCUCUGGACCGGGAGGAGCGGCCUGAGCUCAGCUUAACACUCACUGCACUGGAUGGUGGUGCUCCGCCCAGGUCUGGGACCACCACAGUUCGCAUUGUCGUCUUGGACAAUAAUGACAACCCCCCUGAAUUUUUGCAAUCACUCUAUGAGGUACAGGUGCCCGAGAACAGCCCCCUUAACUCCUUAGUUGUCGCUGUCUCCGCCCGAGAUUUAGAUGCAGGAGCGUACGGAAGUGUAGCCUAUGCUCUAUUCCAAGGCGAUGAAGUUACUCAACCAUUUGCAAUAGACGAAAAAACAGGAGAAAUUCGCCUGAAAAGGGCAUUGGAUUUCGAGGCAACUCCGUAUUAUAACGUGGAAAUUGUAGCCACAGAUGGUGGGGGCCUUUCAGGAAAAUGCACUGUGGCUAUAGAAGUGGUGGAUGUGAAUGACAACGCCCCUGAACUCACCAUGUCGACGCUCUCCAGCCCUACCCCAGAAAAUGCCCCAGAAACUAUAGUUGCUGUUUUCAGUGUUUCUGAUCCAGACUCCGGGGACAACGGUAGGAUGAUUUGUUCCAUUCAGAAUGAUCUCCCCUUUCUUUUGAAGCCCACAUUAAAAAACUUUUACACCCUAGUGACACAGAGAACACUGGACAGAGAAAGCCAAGCCGAGUACAACAUCACUAUCACCGUCACCGACUUGGGGACACCCAGGCUGAAAACCGAGCACAACAUAACCGUGCUGGUUUCCGACGUCAAUGACAACGCCCCCGCCUUCACCCAAACCUCCUACACCCUCUUCGUCCGUGAGAACAACAGCCCCGCCCUGCACAUCGGCAGUGUCAGCGCCACAGACAGAGAUUCAGGUACCAACGCCCUGGUCACCUACUCGCUACUGCCGCCCCAGGACCCUCACCUGCCCCUUGUCUCCCUGGUCUCCAUCAACGCAGACAACGGCCACCUGUUCGCCCUCAGGUCGCUGGACUACGAGGCCCUGCAGGCGUUCGAGUUCCGCGUGGGCGCCACAGACCGCGGCUCCCCGGAGCUGAGCAGCGAGGCGCUGGUGCGCGUGCUGGUGUUGGACGCCAACGACAACUCGCCCUUCCCUCCGCGCUCGGCCACUGCCACGCUGCACGUGCUCCUGGUGGAUGGCUUCUCCCAGCCCUACCUGCCGCUCCCGGAGGCGGCCCCGGCCCAGGCCGAGGCCGACUGGCUCACCGUCUACCUGGUGGUGGCAUUGGCCUCGGUGUCGUCGCUCUUCCUUUUGUCGGUGCUCCUGUUCGUGGCGGUGCGGCUGUGCAGGAGGAGCAGGGAGGACUUAGUGGGUCGCUGCUCGGUGCCCGAGGGCCCCUUUCCAGGGCAUCUGGUGGACGUAAGCGGCACCGGGACCCUGUCCCAGAGCUACCAGUACGAGGUGUGUCUGACCGGAGACUCAGGGACCGGCGAGUUCAAGUUCCUGAAGCCUAUUAUUCCUAACCUUUUGCCCCAGGGCACUGGUGAAGAAAUAGGGAAAACUGCCGCCUUCCGGAAUAACUUUGGAUUAAAUUAGAGAUCUCGUUAUGACACAUUGUUUUCUGCCAUUUAUCCCAAACUUUUUCAGAUCUAGAAUUCGAGAGUGUCAUGGACAAAAAUUUCACCUUGAGAUUUAGCUUUUAUUUCCCUUUUUAAUGGAUUUGUCUGCUGAACUUUAUUCUGUCCAAGUAUUGAAAACUCAAUUUUAUUUCAUUGCAUUUAUUUACAUAGGGUCAUUCCAAAUCCAUGCAUGCUGUUGAUUUUCCUGAGAUAUUUUUCUCUUCUUGUUGGUACUUGUUGUGAUAAACCAUCUUAAUAAAAUCAAAUAUUAAUUUUA
Mandrillus leucophaeus (drill) is the source of this 2659-nucleotide messenger RNA. It is a transcript of the gene PCDHB5, whose product is annotated as protocadherin beta 5. Gene Ontology annotation, cellular component: plasma membrane. Gene Ontology annotation, molecular function: calcium ion binding. Gene Ontology annotation, biological process: homophilic cell-cell adhesion. The record is from RefSeq and is a predicted model, not a curated record. The transcript has 2 exons. NCBI's taxonomy places the organism in Eukaryota, Metazoa, Chordata, Mammalia, Primates, Cercopithecidae. Bases 239 to 2359 code for a protein of 706 amino acids.